Messenger RNA from Ambispora gerdemannii, 999 nucleotides. Lineage: Eukaryota; Fungi; Glomeromycota; Glomeromycetes; Archaeosporales; Ambisporaceae. The record is from the annotation of a GenBank genome assembly.
AUGGUAAGUAUUUCUCGAAUCUUGAAAGCUUUAUCGAAAGAAUCAAAAGACCUUAAAAAAGAUGCCACCGUCAAGACCACUCACAGUCCAAUUCUCACAUCAUCAUCAGCACUACCACCAGUUCAAAAAAAGGCAAAAACAAGCGAUAUAUAUGAUCCCCCAAAGUUGGGUGUUCUUGCGGCCCAAUUGCUUGGUGAUUUUGUAGAGGAAAUAGAACCUUCUUCUGAUUAUUCUAUACAGAAAUUAAAAAUUCAAAAAUAUCGACUUCAAAUUGAUUCGGAAAUAAAUGAUCCAGAAGUUCGUUGGAAUUUUCGUAAUGGACGUUAUGAUAUGUCAAUGCCUGUUUACUGUCACCUACGUGAACGGGAAUGGAGAAUAAAAGCACUUCCGAAAUUGAUGGAACGAAUAACGCUGAUGUAUGUAAUACCCGACGUGUUUCCGACGCUUGAUCCUACAAUCGACCUUCGGAUCAGUUUCUUGUCACCCAUUGAACCAGGGGUAUGGCAAAAAUCUACAACAACAGAGCGUCAGCCUGAACUGACAUUAACCAGUUUCCAUCAAGACACACGGUUAUAUACUUUAUUCAUGGUUGAUCCAGAUAUGCCCGAUGUAGAAAGAAAAAGUUUCAAAACACAAUGGCAUUGGUUAAUCACAAAUAUCCCGCUCAGUGCCACAAAGCAUACAGUUUCCGGCGGCACUACUCUCCUCGACUACAUCCCUCCGCAUCCACCAAAAGGUACUCCAUACCAUCGAUACACGAUCGGGAUACUACACCAGCCAAAUGAUCACGAGCCACUCGAAAUAGAGCAGCCUCAUCGAUGGAUGAACGUGCGUGAGUUUAUGCAAGAAUAUAGGCUCGAGUUAUGUGGUGCUUCCUUUUUCCGUGGGGAAUGGGAUGAGAAUGUUAGUAUUCGUGAACCGAUCUAUGGACCAAAACCUCCUCCUAAUUUGUAUUUGGACGAAACUGGAAAACGACCACCAAAAUAUCUUAAUUUGUAG